Messenger RNA from Lineus longissimus, 2748 nucleotides. RefSeq names its product zwei Ig domain protein zig-4-like. The record is from RefSeq and is a predicted model, not a curated record. Gene Ontology annotation, biological process: synapse organization; homophilic cell-cell adhesion. The transcript is spliced from 9 exons. Lineage: Eukaryota; Metazoa; Nemertea; Pilidiophora; Heteronemertea; Lineidae. Bases 55 to 894 code for a protein of 279 amino acids. Gene Ontology annotation, cellular component: neuronal cell body; axon; plasma membrane. Gene Ontology annotation, molecular function: axon guidance receptor activity.
AGGACGUCUCGGACUAGGAAACAAAACACGGCAUACAGGGUAUUCAAUACAGCCAUGGUUUCAACACAAUCACUAUUCUUUCCAGUUUUAUUAGCCGCCAUGCUUGUGGCAGUUGGUGCAUUCUCGGCUUUCCAACCAAAGGCGCAAAUCCGAAAACAAAGAUCUCGAAAUCAUGAAAGUAAUUCAGGCGGGACAGAUCGCGCCAAUAAGUUACAUUUUAAAUCGCGGGUUCCCAAGCCAUUGGUCCGGGCCAACCUUCACAAGACCGUGGUAUUAGAGUGCGAGGCUGCGGGCUCACCUCCCCCAACGAUACACUGGUUAUUUAACGGAUCACGUAUUAUUCAGGGGGUAGAUAACUCCAUAAUAGAUGAGGAGGCAUCCUACGAGUCAACAGUCACCGCCAACAAGCACAUCAGCAUGCUCAAACUCAGCUCCACAAUCUCGCGGUUAUACGUCGACUGCGUCACGAAGGCCGAUGAGGGGCACUACACGUGCGUCGCGGAUAACCCCACGCAAAGAGUAGUCACCAACACCAAAUUAAAAAUCCAUAGAAAUGUUGUAGGUGUUGAAGACGGGUGCCUGGCGAAAAAGGACCAUGAGGGUAUUCCAGCCCGAGUGUACAUGUGGACCGUAAACCGCUUGGAAGUAGAGGGUGCUUAUGUACAGUUGUUCUGCCGGGCAUUUGGUUUGCCUAGGCCGGAGAUCACCUGGUUAGACAGAGAUGACAACUUAAUUACCCGUAACAGCAAUGACUACAGGCUUCUUCCAAAUGGUGAUCUUUUGGUAAAGGCCAUCACGUUCGACGCAAAAAUGGGGGUAUACAAAUGUGUAGCAAGAAAUGAGUUCGGCCAAGACAAACAAGAAACAUUCCUUUAUCCAGCCGGUGGUUUUUAACUUCUCGAUGGCUUAGGUUUAAUUAGAAGUCGGAUACGAUUCACUGCCAAUAAGUCGCAUUCCAGGAUCUCAUGUACAGAUACGACCAAUGUGUGUGUACGUGUACCAUGGAUACUUACUUAGUACGCAUACUGGGUAAACAGUAUUGAAGUGUAUGACUUAACACUGCCAGGCGCCAAAAAUGUAUUCCGGCAAUAGGGAGAGUAGUGGCAAGUAUGCGCAUGCCCAUCUCGCCAAGGUCAAGGACACGGGUGAAUGUUCAAGGACAUUCACGAUGGAUGGGAACGAGUGACACUGGAGAAUUACAUGUCUUUCUGCGCACUUGUAGUGACUCUGAACCCAGUGAUGUGCAUUGUGAAAGGCUAGUUUAGAUUCAUAUAAAGGACUUUAGAUAGAAUAUUCUGUUGUAUUACACUUGUUUAAAAGAGACUAAGAUCUGAGCCAAUGCUCAACAUAUGUUAUUCAUGUGUAAUGGUUACUGCCAAGUCUAACAUGUUGAUGUGAUUAUUGUAAUGGCUUUUAAGACUACCUCAAAACACGCACCUCUGGGGCUCCGGUUUUCUCCUACAAAAGAGCUGAUUGUCUGAGUUAAAAGUGGCUCUUUAACUUCGUAAUUCCAUAGUCAUAAGAUAACGCACAAGGUAAAUAGAUACCUAUUCUGACUGGACUAUUCUGAUCUAAAUGACUGGACUAUUUGGACCUACAAUGACUGAUACAAGAAAUAUUUUUGUGGCUCUAGAUCUGUAAGGUUAAGUGGUACACUAGCCCUGGUACAGUUAUAGCCUUGUGUACAUUCAUAAGCCAGCUGUGGGCUAGCUUACCUUGUAUCAACAGAGUUCGCAUAUCAGACCGGCUGGGGUGGAGGGGAUGAGGGGAGGGGGGCGUUCGGUUUACUACAUCUGGUAACGACAUCCUAAAGGAUGGGAUAGUUAUAUCAUAUCAUGAGACGAGAAUUUAUCACCAAAUGUAACAUCAUUUACUUACCCAUUACGUAUAUUUAGGCCUGUCGACCCCCACGAUAGCUGUUUCUUGGGGUCGACAUUAUUAUGAUUUGGCCUGAUAACCCUUUGAUAAGACAGUGAAACAAUGGGAAUAUAGGCCUCGGCGCGUGCGCUUUGUUUAAGGACAACAGACCGUUCAUUGGGCUAGGUGUGAAUUCAAACUAAUGGGUAAUUCUACUAGCUGCUAUAAUUAGACAAACAUGUAUGAGGUUUUUAAACUCUUCAAAGACAAUUGAUGAGCAAAGUCAUUUGAUGAACACACUCAGAUAAUAACCCAAAUCAAUAAUUUGAUCUUGAACAUAAUUAGCCGGGAGGAAGGGGCGAUAAUCGAGUCGGGGAAACUCGGCAUAUGCGGUGCCAAACUAACAGUCAUUUGAUGAAUUUAGUUGAAAGAAAAGUACACCCGUAGUUCCAUCUGGUAAUUGUUCACUUGUGCACUGAGUUCAAUUCCAGAGCGGCAAAGUGACCUUCAACUUGUCGUCAUGACUACAGACGAACUACACCUUGACGACGUGGUAUUCACAUUCUAUUUUGGGCUCCUGAAAAAAAAGAGAUCCCUCAUUUCAGAAUGUCACUGAAUGUGUACAGGAUGAAAGUGACCACCAGACGGAACAGAUUUCAUUUUAACAAAAUCUAUAAAACGACUGUUAUUAGUUUUUUCUUCUUGAAUUUGGCACCUCACUUGCCGAGUUGCCUCGGCAGUUGGGAUAACUCUCCCUCCACGAUGAGAAAAGUCGCUGGUAGCGGAAAGAAUUGCGUCUGAUCAAAUCAUAUAUACUCGUCACGUUAAUCUAUUAUUUAUUUAUUUAUUAGGUUAAUUUAUUGGACAGUAUAUCUGAACAGCAAAUAAAUA